AUGGCUACGAACGAAUAUCAAUCUAAGAUAGUACAUAAUGAAAUGCAACUUGUUAAAGAAAAACGGGUGAAGUUACUGAUUUGGCUCAUUACAGGAAGUUUAAUCGUUAGCUAUAGUAUUUGGAAUGUUUGGCGAAUGGUGGAAGCUAUAAAGUCACCUGUCAUCAUCGGUUCAAGAAUUGCAGACCGAGCUGAAAUACCUGUACCUGGUGUCGUAAUUUGCGGCUUACCCUUAGAUAAGCCAAUUGAAUGCUUUGAAAGCGAAGUGAAUGCAAUUGAAGAUAAAUUUAAUGAGGCAAGUCGUA
Ambispora gerdemannii is the source of this 304-nucleotide messenger RNA. The record is from the annotation of a GenBank genome assembly. Lineage: Eukaryota; Fungi; Glomeromycota; Glomeromycetes; Archaeosporales; Ambisporaceae.